AUGUCUGAAGGUCGGAAAAAGUCUCGACGUCGUCGUUCAUCCGACGAUCUUCCCGAGUUAACACCAAUUGAAAAAUCCAUUGCGAAGUACCUUCGGUUCCAAUGUCCGACGAAAAAAGGCGUUCUGAUGGGUAUGCAAGUUGUUUAUUUCACUGGAUCGAAAGCAGUUGAGUGUUUAACUGAAUCAAAAUGGUCAUCAAUAAGCACAAAGGCUACAAACAACGGAAAAUUCCCUAUUUGUUUUUCCUCAAAACACGACGCUGUUCAAAUGCUUCGAAAGUUCUUGGAUCACGAAAUGUGUCGUCGCGUUACUAAAGUCUACAAAGAUGCCAAUGUCGGUUCCGAGACUAAUGAAGACACAUCGCAAUUCAAUACACCUCGUGCCAUACGUCAACGCAAAAAUAAACAAAAAGAGAAUGCUCCCUCAUCCGUUACUGAAUCACCAGUGAAUGAUGAUGAAUUGAAAGAGAAACUGAAAAAGAAGAAGUUCAAAUUUGAAUUACACGGCGAUCAAGUAUUUGUCGAUUCACCGAACGAUUUCUUUGUCUGGACUUAUUCACCGACGACGAUUAAGCAAUACAUCAUUGGUGGAUUGUUAGUUAUUGGCUGCAUUGGUGUCUGUCUUUUUCCGCUAUGGCCAUCACAAGUUCGAACAGGAGUUUAUUACGUAUCGAUUACCUUGGCGAGCUUACUCGGAGCAUUACUCUCGUUGGCAGUUCUUAAAUAUAUUAUCUUUGCUUUAGUUUGGUUAGUGACUAUGGGUAAUAUACGAUUCUGGUUCUUGCCGAAUUUAACAGAGGAUGUGGGAUUUUUUGAAUCGUUUGUCCCAUUGUAUGUAAUCAAUGCUCCAACGAAAGAGAAGAAGACGAAAGAAAUUUCAAAUGAAAAUGAACAAGCAGAUGAAGAAAGAAACCUUCCUGAACAAGCUGUUGAUUCAGAAGAAGAAACUAAACGACAGCGAUUAGCAGAUGAUGGUCUCAUCUACGAAUCACACGAAUCUUUAUCAAUCGUAUUGUUUUUUCUGAUUUAUUACAUCAUGCACACUCAAGAUCAAUUUAGUACUAUUUACGGCGCUGCUUUAAUUCUCGGAGGUUUACUUGGUUAUUUCCGUCGGGGAAGCGCCAUCUCACUCUUAUUUGGUGUUCUUUUCGGAUCGUGGACUCUCUACAAUGGAAUGCAUCCCACACGUCAAAAUAACGUCGCUAACUUGGCUAUCGCCUCUGUUCUCGGUGUCAUUAUGCUAUUACGGUUCUUAAUCGGUCGUAAAGUUUUCCCAAGUCUUAUUGUUUUUGGCUUAUCGGCAUUUCAAGUCUAUCGCAACUAUCCGUACCUCAAAUAA
Adineta ricciae is the source of this 1338-nucleotide messenger RNA. Lineage: Eukaryota; Metazoa; Rotifera; Eurotatoria; Adinetida; Adinetidae. The record is from the annotation of a GenBank genome assembly.